Messenger RNA from Trematomus bernacchii (emerald rockcod), 8370 nucleotides. RefSeq names its product RAR-related orphan receptor A, paralog a (gene roraa). Gene Ontology annotation, cellular component: nucleus. Lineage: Eukaryota; Metazoa; Chordata; Actinopteri; Perciformes; Nototheniidae. The record is from RefSeq and is a predicted model, not a curated record. The transcript has 12 exons. The coding region runs from base 130 to 1872 and encodes 580 amino acids. Gene Ontology annotation, biological process: regulation of transcription by RNA polymerase II. Gene Ontology annotation, molecular function: zinc ion binding; RNA polymerase II cis-regulatory region sequence-specific DNA binding; nuclear receptor activity.
CACACUCGCAUUUCUCAUUUCUUACUUCUAGUCUAAAUUAGAUAGCAAGACGUAGUGCCGGAGCUCACAGUUCGCACCGAAUUAGUUUGAAGUACUAGCGGUAGUUAAACAGCAAAUCUGAAAUUCAACAUGGAGUCCCCUCCAGAUCCAGCAAGCGACCCGGGCAACAGCGCCUCGGAGCCGGCUACCCCGGUCAGGGAAACCCCGGUAAACCUGGAGACGCUCCGAAAAGCGAACCAUCCAGCCCCGGUUCGGAGGCAGACCUGCUCCAGCACCAACAAAGGUAUCUCAGUAACAAAGAAGACGCAUACCUGUGUGUUGUCUAAAUACAAUAUGGAUGUGCCGAGCCGCCUGUGUACUCCAGUGCUGGGAGACUAUUUGCUGAAGGUCAUGUGGGAUCAUAGCAUGCCAUUAAUAAUUCCUGAAAGCAUCCAACAUCUCCAUCUGUUCUGCUGCAUCCAUCGCUCCACUUCAAAGACAAAGGCAGCAUCUGCAGCUCAAAUCGAAAUAAUUCCCUGCAAGAUCUGUGGAGACAAAUCAUCAGGCAUCCAUUACGGUGUGAUAACAUGUGAAGGCUGUAAGGGCUUCUUCAGGAGGAGUCAGCAGAGCAAUGCAGCCUACUCCUGCCCCCGUCAGAAGAACUGCCUGAUCGACCGCACCAGCCGCAACCGCUGCCAGCACUGCCGGCUGCAGAAGUGCCUGGCAGUGGGCAUGUCACGAGAUGCGGUGAAGUUUGGCCGCAUGUCGAAGAAGCAGCGGGACAGCCUGUACGCUGAGGUGCAGAAGCACAGGCUGGCGCAGGCGCAGCGUGAACACCAACAACAGCCAGGAGAGGCGGAGCCACUCACACCUAGCUAUGGCCUCUCAGCCAAUGGCCUCACAGAGCUCCAUGACGACCUCAGCGGCUACAUGGAUGGUCACACUCCUGAUGGCAGCAAACCAGACUCUGCCGUCAGCAGCUUCUACCUGGACAUCCAGCCGUCUCCUGACCAGUCAGGCCUGGACAUCAACGGCAUCAAACCAGAGCCCAUCUGCGACUUUGCCCCCGGCUCUGGCUUCUUCCCCUACUGCUCCUUCACCAACGGAGAAACCUCCCCUACAGUGUCUAUGGCUGAACUAGAGCACCUGGCCCAGAACAUCUCCAAGUCCCACAUGGAGACAUGUCAGUACCUGAGGGAGGAGCUGCAGCAGAUGACCUGGCAGGCCUUCCUGCAGGAGGAGGUGGAGAGCUACCAGAGCAAGCCCCGGGAAGUCAUGUGGCAGCUGUGUGCUAUCAAAAUAACGGAGGCCAUUCAGUAUGUGGUGGAGUUCGCCAAGCGCAUCGACGGCUUCAUGGAGCUGUGUCAGAACGAUCAGAUAGUGCUGCUGAAAGCAGGCUCUUUGGAAGUUGUGUUUGUCAGAAUGUGCCGUGCCUUUGACUCGCAAAACAACACCGUCUAUUUUGAUGGAAAGUAUGCCGGACCUGAUGUGUUCAAGUCAUUAGGCUGUGACGAUUUGAUCAGCUCCGUCUUCGAGUUUGGGAAAAACUUGUGUUCUAUGCACCUGUCUGAGGAUGAGAUCGCCCUGUUCUCCGCCUUCGUGUUGAUGUCUGCUGACCGGUCUUGGCUCCAGGAGAAAGUGAAGGUGGAGAAACUCCAGCAGAAGAUCCAACUGGCCCUCCAGCACGUCCUGCAGAAGAACCACAGAGAGGAUGGUAUUCUUACAAAGUUGAUAUGCAAAGUGUCGACACUGCGAGCGCUGUGCAGUAGGCAUACAGAGAAGCUUACCGCUUUCAAAGCAAUAUACCCAGACAUUGUGCGUGCCCACUUCCCUCCCUUAUACAAGGAGCUGUUCGGAUCAGACUUUGAGCAGUCCAUGCCCGUUGACGGGUAGCAGCCCUGCCAGGUGCCAGUGUGCCCACCGUAGGGGAAUGUGGAGGAGGAAUCUGAGACACUUUAUUGGUGCCCUGCACACACCAGAGCGGACAGAUGGCACGCUGUUCAACUUCUUCUUUUACAUCGGAGGGGAGGGCUUAGGGAGUUGAUUCUCAAGGUUUACUUUAUUGAAUUUUAGUUCUCUUUGGAAGACUUGUGGGACCCAACACCCCAUGGGACCUGAAGAGGAAAUAGGGACAAAUAAUUUCUGUCUGGUUGAACUUGACCCUCUUUUGCGCAUUUCCAACAUAAUUCACUUUAUUCAGUCAUUUUCACCAGUAUUUAUUGCAUUGCCUUUAAUAUGAUUUACCUGUUCAUAUGACUUGUAAUAGUACAAACUAUUACCAAGUCUUUGGAAUUAAAAAAGCAGAACACGUCUUCAAUUAGAAGAUAAAUCUGCAUCAGUAUUAUUUUUCACAUUGCAUUCCCAAAACGUUUUAGUAUUUCCCCUUCAAAACUAUGAAUAGUCAUAUCCCUUACCCCCCCUAACUGAAACAAACUUAAAAUGCGCACAUUUUGGUCAAGUUCAGCCCCUUUUUCUCUUGUGUUCAGUCGUAUAUAUUUUGGACGCAGUACUUGGAAUGAAAACUCACAGCGACUUUGAGGGAGGGUCUGUCGGCAUGGUGAUGCAAUCGGCACCUCUCUAUGGACAAUCGUUUAAAAAAAAAGAAAAAAGAAGCAUAGAAUUCUGGUAAUUCUAAUGAAAAUGCAAUGAUUUUAGCUGUCAAAGACUCCAUCCACCAUUGUUGCAUAGUGAAAUCAUGUAAGGCCAUCUGCUAUUAAUCCUUCUCUGGACUGGUGCCCUGGAAAGCACGGGGCACCAACACAAUGAAAAGGGUCCAUUCCACCUGUUUUAUAAUGUACUACAGGGUAUAUGGUCAUAAGUACUUACUAUACAGAAAAAAAGUAAUGUUUAUAGAAUCUAUUUUAAAUAACAUGUAUGAUAUUAGUAGUUAGGCCAUUCUUAACUGUUGAAUUGAUAAGGCACUUUUAUUUACACCUUUCUUUAAUUUAAGAAUUGUAUAUUUACCUAGUGAUGUGUUGCAUGUGCACAAGAAAUACAAGUUGAACCAUGGUCACAGAGGCUAGUCCUGGGAGCUGCAGAUGAUUCUAGUGUGGAAGUGUAAGGGCUGUCUGUUAGCGUGAGGCUGCUGGUUGGAGAACAAAGAGGCAUGGAUGAGAAGGCAGGGUGAAAGGAGCACCUUUUACCUCAGCCUGCAUGUAACCUCUCAAAAUAUAGCUCUGAUAAUCCUUUUUAGCAGAAGUGAACACGGACGAAAACAGCCAACAAACCUUUUAGUGGCGUAACAGUCUUCUUCCUUCUUUAUUUUAGUUAUGAACAGACCUGCAUUUGUUUAAACCUUUUUUAAAGACAAGAAAACUGAGGUAUUGCAUGGUGACACAAUGGCAUUCAUACACUUCUUUUUUUUUAAUGAUAUCUGGUUCUUAUUUGCCUUUCAAAAAUCGCACGUAUUAUACAAAGAAGGCUACAAGGAAACAUCUCAGUCUGGUAGUGCGGUCGGACUGGAGAGAUCCAAACAUCGACUCAUACACACAUAGACUGUAAUCCAAUUGUUCCAUCUAGUGGAAGGUAAAGAUACAGCAGGCAAACUGACAGCCUAAUGACAAACAUACAAGGUCUAACCUUAAAGCACAUUCAUGAGCCUCUGUCAAAAUGUUUGGAGUGUUUUUUUUGUUGUUUUUCGAGUUACUUUAUCUGCCUUCUCACCGCAGCCUCAGCCACGCCACAACAGGACACAGAAGAAACAGUGAAGGGAAAGUGAAUAUUCAAAGCCUUGUCUGGUAGUAAAGCUUCUAUUUUUGUAACAUGUUUUGGUUAAUGAACUCAUGAAAGAGAACAAGGGAGAGAAAAAGAUGUCAGGUAGCACUUAACUAUAUUCCUGCAAUAAUUAGACUAGCUGUUGUUUGUAUGAUUAGGAGGAGAAACAUAAAAAUGGUAGGACAAGUGCUAUUUUCAGAAUGCUUUGUUGUCGUGCUUCUGUUUUGUUGAGUGUGUCUUUCUUGUCAGUGUGGUAGUAAAGUGGUAGAAAAAACCCUGGAUGUGCCAAACAGUAGUCGUUGCUUCUGCUUUCCAGUCUACUCGUCUAUAACGUAGAAUGGAUUCCUAAGACAUUCCAGCAAUCUCAGUAGCGGCUUCUAGAAAUAUCUUUAAAAAAAAAAGAGCGAGAAAAAAGAAAAAGAAAAAAAAUGAUACCCCUUUAGAAACCCAACAAAGCAUGUUGAUACAUCUGUCACCAACCGUAACAUAGCAUCCAGUUGUUUGUCUUUUGUUUUCUAUUUGCACACUAUCAUUCCUCUGCCGUGCAAUUUGUACAAGGUGUUAAUGCCUUGUGCUGUCACCCCUCAGGGAAGAGUUCCUUUUGCGCUUUCUGUUUUUAGAGGACAUUUGUUUGUAUUCAUUAGGUUUAGUUUGUGUUUUUGUCAGGGAUGUUCCAUGAGAAGUGGUUGAGAUUUAACAUUUGAAUAUUUAUCACAAUUUUACAUUAUUAUUAUUGUCUCUAAGGGGCCCCCAGCCACUAAGAAAACCACUGCGCCCCUGCAGUCAAGUUCAAGAAAAUCUCAUCUCAAAAAUAACAAACCCCAUCACUUUUUCAAGCUGCAGUUUUAUCAACACACAGCAUAUUCCUGUCACAAAAAAAAAAUCUGUUUUGGUUUAAAACGGUAUCAUCAGGGUCUUUAAAAAUGAUAACCCUCUUUGUUAGAGAAACCAAAUAUUCUUAUGCAAUACUAAAUCUGUUGUGUUUGGGUUGUAGUAGAUAUGCUGUACCUAAGUAAUAAUCUCUGUUUUGAUCCAAUGUUAUUUGGAUAUGCACAAGCCCUCUACGACUAGUAAACCUCAGUCUCCCAGCAAAAGAAACCCGUCUGGAACACUGCUAGACAAUCCAGCGAGAGCAUUGAGAGAGGAAGAGGUGUGAACGCUCAGGGAGGUAACAGGUAGACCGAAGAAGCAGCUCACUUUCCUCUGGAUGGAUGCAGAGCAUUUAAAUAGCUCUCAUCUGAAUUCAUGAGGUCUUUAAAAAAUCUCUUCAAAGCACUCGAUUGAUGAGAGGAUGCGGCGUAGCACACUGAACAGCACUUACUGUUCGGAUACUAAUUAAGAGCUGGAGGUUUGGCUGAUAUCCUGUUAUUUAUUUGCAAAAAAAAUCAGUUUGUUUCUUGAAAAUGAUUCUGUUAUUAUAAGCUAUUGUAAUAUCGCUUGGUGGUCACAUCAAAUAAUUAAGUAUUUUCUCAAAUAUUAUCAGCGAAGGUCUACCACCAAUACUUCUCUCAUAAAGUGAACAUUUGUUUUUCCUUCAAGUGGCAUGUAAUGUGUUCUACAAUAUUUAAAACGAGCAAUAUGCCUUGUGUUACAAUUACGGGUCUCUACAGUGCAGUCAUCACUCUAUUUGAAUUGACUUUACUCAUCCAGCUGAAACUGAUGAUGUUUACUCUGUCUAAAACAACAAGCCCCAUCACUCUGUUUUCAUCUUAUGUACUGGUAUGUUUGCGAUAUUGGCAGGAUAGCAGAAAAUGGUCAUCGGAUACAUGGUUACUUGUGUCCAAACAUUACCUGCGUCUUCACACAGGCCUGUAAAGUGAUGUCCUUCUGUAUAUUCUCAAUUGAGAUAUCCCAUUUUAGCAAGGGAUUGAUGCUAAGUGUGCUAUUCAAUCAGUGUAUAGUCUACAGUCAAAUGUGCUGGUCCUUCUGUCUCUGCUCUGUUGUCUGUGUGUAAAAAGCAAUAGUGUGUGUAUGAGUGUGUGUGUGUGUGUGUGUUUUUGUUCUCACAGUGUGUGAAUAAAAUAAACCCCAGACAAGGCUUUAAUAAUUACAAAGGAACAGGGUUAUAUGGACGAGGAUUUUAUUUUGGACUUUUUUUAAGAAUAUAAGGUUUUGGAAAUGCUCAGCUUGAUCCAUCCAUAAUAGGUGUAGGUUUCAAAAGCGUGACAUAAUGCCUUCAACAAUUCAGAGUCUGCAGAAUGCUGUGAGGCAACAUUGAGCAGCUUCACAGAGGAAACACAUUCGCUGUCGGUCGAGACAGCGCGGCCACGGCCUGAGCUGGAAAGAAUUGAAAUGAAUUCUGGAGUGUAAAUUGUGAAAAUGAGUCUUCUCGGCCGUAAAUUGUGAAGAUCAGCGUUAUGUCACGCUUAACGUUGUGCUGGAGUGUCGAUGUGUUAGCCAGAAUUAUGAGUCAGUCGUCACAUUUGAACAGAACUCAUUUUCCAAAGCACAGCUGAUAAGGAUUUAUGAUUAAAAAUAUGUUUAAGAGUAUAGUAAAAAAAAAAAAUGGAAAGCAACUUUUAGCCAUAAUCGAAUGUCAAGCAAUAAUAUAUGUCUGUGUAUUAUUUUUAAUCCUUUUGUGCAUAAUAGUCUUUGAACAUCUGCAUGUAAAUACACUUCUUAUUUAUCACAUUUUGGUUCAUUUUGUGUUGAUUUUGUGGAUGUUUUUAUGUUUCAUCUGUAUAUUUGACCAGUUCCGUUCCCAGGUGGAGAACUAAGAACUUGACAUGGCCUGUAUGCUGUAUAUCUUAUUUUCUCACUCUUUCUCUCUCCCUCAUCCUCGGCUGUUUAUUCACAAUAUUUAAUGUUAUUAUUGAUCACAUGUAUAAAGGUAGCUUUGUAAUUUCUGUCUGUAUAGGUAAGAGGAAAAUACUGCUACUAAAGGCCUACCCAGUGAAACUAUUUAUCUGUUUUUCAAUGACACCAUAUUGUACGAUAGCUCUGUUUCUAGUUUGCCUCCCUCUUUUAGGAUUAGUUUGAUAGCGACAGGGUGUGCUGACAUUUAUUUUGUGUUGCCAUGAUGUGUGGUGCUAGGUAAGUUAAUUUUGUGAACAAAGUAUUGAUUCCUAAGCCUGGCCACCCUAUUAGUCCAUUCAUUUCAUAGCAUAUUAAUGUAUUAUUGAUAUUAGGACUCAAUAAAUAAUAAAGAUAAUGAAAAUGAUAGUGGUAAAAAAAUACCCAGCCAGUACCUGUAUCAGUGUGCUCGUCUUGGGGUAAGGCACUUAUUUCCUUCUGACUUAUAGCAAAGCUAGUAUCUGCUAAUUAACAAGCUAUUUAAGGUUGCUCUUCUGGUUUGUGGAAAAAUGAUAAUAUUCAAACUGAAACAGCAGUAUAUUGUGUUUUUUUUUUCUUUGUCUGAUUGUAAAAACCACUCACUGAGGCUAUAGUUUGUCAGGUUUUAAGAUACUAAAUAUUUACCUCUCUUGUGUCUGCAUAGUUCUUCACCUGAUGCAGGGAAGUGGUGCUUGGAUUUUAAUAAACAGCGUCGGUAUGCUUUUGUUAUUCCCCAUUUUAGACUAUCCUAAGACUGGUUUAUUCAGACCAGUAGUGUAAACCUCUUGCACCACAUAAAGUGUUACAAAUUUACAUGAAAUAAUUGCCAUUUGAGGACAAAGUUGACCUUUUCUCUCCACUCUGUAGCAAAUAUCAGUGAGAAUAUGCUUGCAAUAAUACACAACGUAUCACACUGAGUGCCUCUCGGUGUAAGAAGAUGCAUACAUAGUUUUGAUUGUCUUUUUUUGUGGUUUUCCAGACGUUUAAUGAAGUGACAAUGUAUUUUGUACGAGGAGAAAUUCUCAACUCACAUGCUUUUUCAGAUUCUUUCUUUAUGUGAUGUUAAUCAUUUUCACAUGGGUUGAUGCGCUAUGUUAAAGGGUUUCAGUGUAUAGAUGGUCCGUUUAGAGAGUACAUGUCAUCCCUCACCUUGUUUUUUGAAAACCUAACUGGGAAGUUUGUUUCAUGUUGAUCUUGAAUGGUGAAAUAAAUGCUCGCAGACAAUGCUACAGAAAAGUUCACCUUUUUUUAAUCAGGCAAAACUUACAGGCAACCCACAUUUCUUCACUUUGUGCUUGUUUUAUAUCAACUUUUUUUAAUUUCACUGAGAUUUACUAAUGCAUUGUAUAUCAAGUAGUUGUAUGGGUUUGUAAAAGAGGCAUACAAUACAUCUGGAUUUCUUUAAUGUUCUGUGUUCAAUGUGCGCUCAAUGGUUGGGGUAACUUAACAUAAAGGGUGGGUGGAGCAGGGGUGCAUUCUUUUUCCAUGCAAAAGCAGUGCAAGUUAUGGGAAAGCUGAAACUAGUGUGUGGUUUUCACACAUUUCUAAGUCACACGUUUGCUACUGAUGUUAAAAUGGGGACAGAUGAUCAUGUAACUUUUUAUCCAGCUCUUUUGAAGUCUCUUUAGCAGGUAGUCUAUUCACAAACUUAGUUUUGCUCCUUCUUGUCUGAUUCUUAAAUAUGAAAAUAAGUAUUUUGAUUCAUUUUGUAAAUACAGCUGUAAAGAAAAAUAAGAAAUUUAAUGUUGUCUUUUAAAUACUUUUCAUUCUAAUAUGAAUGUUGUUAUAUUGUACUUAGAAACUGUACCUUUAAUAUUACCUUUAUUAAAAGUGCAUUGGACACAUCGAUUUUAGAUGUGCUUUAUGUGCUGUUAUCCCAUAAUAAAAUUUACCGCUUGUAAUGGG